This is a messenger RNA of Nicotiana tabacum (common tobacco), 483 nucleotides long. Lineage: Eukaryota; Viridiplantae; Streptophyta; Magnoliopsida; Solanales; Solanaceae. The record is from RefSeq and is a predicted model, not a curated record.
AUGGAGGUUCCCCAUGUGCAUCCCGGACCUGCAUCUCGAGAGCUACUGUUGCUACAGGGCAACCAUAGGUCUUCAUACAUCUGGGAUGGGCAGUGUCUGUCCCAGACAUUCCGCCUCAGACAUUUAGACGAUAUGUGGGAGUUCAUUAGGGUCCACUCACUCCAUCCACAUAUAAUUAGAUGCCUUCAGGAUACGGGUUUCUACAGGAUCAUAGAGAUCGGUCGGUUGCAGUUCGACUGGGCGUUGAUCACGCUUAUGAUAGAGCGGUGGCGACCGGAGACGCAUACGUUUCAUCUACCCAUCGGCGAGGCUACCAUCACGCUUGAGGACGUGGAGGUUCUUUUCGGGCUGUCGGUUGAUGGAUUACCUGUAGCUUACCCGCAUGCUCUUAGAGACUAUAGGGGAGUGGAUUACCUACAUAUGUUGCAGUGGCUCACUGAUUUCCAGCCAGUGGAGCCGACUGUAUUGAGUGGGGCCAGUUGA